This is a messenger RNA of Drosophila bipectinata, 3135 nucleotides long. RefSeq names its product Poly-(ADP-ribose) polymerase (gene Parp1). Gene Ontology annotation, cellular component: nucleolus; nucleus. The record is from RefSeq and is a predicted model, not a curated record. Gene Ontology annotation, molecular function: NAD+-protein mono-ADP-ribosyltransferase activity; DNA binding; zinc ion binding. Gene Ontology annotation, biological process: double-strand break repair; protein poly-ADP-ribosylation. Lineage: Eukaryota; Metazoa; Arthropoda; Insecta; Diptera; Drosophilidae.
AGCCCUAAAUUUACAGAUAUCGAUAAAUUAAAUAAUCUUUGAAUCUGCGGAAACAAUUUAAAUCAUUUAUAAUAAUAAAAAUUGAAAAUGGAUGUUGAGCUACCUUUCAUGGCCGAAUAUGCUAGGACUGGCCGAGCAUCUUGUAAAGGAUGCAAAUCCAAUAUUGCUAAAGACAAUCUUCGAAUUGCUGUAAUGGUUCAAUCUGCAUUUCAUGAUUCCAAAAUACCUAACUGGUUCCACAAAAGCUGUUUUUUCCAAAAACAACGACCAACUUCUGUAGGUGACAUUCAAAAUUACGAAAAUUUAAGAUUCGUUGACCAAAAGGACUUAGCAGAUAGUAUUGGCAACUUAGAACAAAUCUGUGAAACUAAUUCAAAAAAAAAACGUAAGGGUGAUAGUGGGCCACUUAAAGACUUCGGAAUGGAGUAUGCGAAGUCAGGUCGGGCAUCCUGUCGUGGAUGUGAACAAAAAAUUAGUAAGGAUACCAUCCGAAUACGUAAAACGGUCUAUGAUACUGAAGUGGGAAUGAAAUAUGGUGGCCAACCGCUAUGGCACCAUUUAGAAUGCUUUGCUCAACUUAGGACUGAACUAGGCUGGCUUGCUUGUGGAGACAAUAUGACCGGCUUUUCAAACCUAAAGAGUGAGGAUCAACAUGAUGUUAAAAGGGUACUUCCGAAAAUAAAAUCUGAGGAAUUACCGCCUACUAAAAAAAUAAAAAUGGAAACAACAGAAGAUAACAAAGACCAAAAAAUCAUAAAACAACUUGAAAACGAAAACGUUACAUUAUUUAUGUAUCGUGAUAAACUAAAAAGUGAAGUAAAAAGAAUAGAUAUUGAGAGCCUAUUAAUCACAAACAAUCAGGAACCUAUAACCGGUAAUACUGAAAAACUUUUAGAUCAAGCUGCUGAUCUGUUGACUUUUGGAUCAAUUGAACCAUGCCCUGAAUGUGGAGGAUCUCAAUUUAUUUUUAACAAAUUUGGCUAUUUAUGCAAUGGAAACACUACAGAGUGGACUAAAUGUGCGCAUUUGUUGAAGAAACCCACUCGGAUGGCGUGUAAAAUACCAGAUGUUCUGAAAAAUAUGUAUUCGUUUUUAGAUUCUGUACAAGAAACACCAAAAAAUCGAACUAUUCAAUAUAUUCCCCCCAGUGAAUCUACUAUUUCGAGGAAUUUAACUGUAAAAACAGCCAACGAAACAUUAGAUGGCCCCAAAGUCAUUCGAAAAAAGCCUACAUUGUACAACUUAACAUUUUCGCACGUAGGAAUGAAACAUAAGGAGAAUGAUUUAAAAACCCGUAUUCAAAAAUUGGGUGGAAAAUUUGAAACUAAAAUAUCGGAAAGUACUAUAGCAAUUAUAUCCACUGAAAAUGAAGUGAAACGAAACUCCCAAAGAAUGUUGACGGCUCAAAAGUUUGGCAUUCAUGUUGUUCCUAUAGAAUAUUUAGAUGUAGUUGAAUCCGAUGCUGACGGAGCUAUAAAUUAUAUUAACAGUUUGAGUCUCUGCAAUUGGGGGUCAGAUCUAUCAAAAAAGGUCCCUCAAGAUGAAGUUAAGAGCUUAAGGUCAAAUAGUAUUUACACUAAAUCCGCACCAAAAUCGAAGACUUUAAAGAUUAAAAAUGGUAUGGCCGUUGAUCCUGAAAGUGGACUGGAAGACAUUGCCCAUGUAUAUGCAAGGGGAAAAGACAACUACAACGCAGUGCUUGGAUUGACUGAUAUUCAACGAAACAAAAAUUCAUACUAUAAGUUACAGCUUUUGGAAGCUGAUAAAAAAUCAAAGUACUGGAUUUUUCGCUCCUGGGGCAGAAUCGGCACAACCAUAGGAAAUUCAAAGCUUGAGGAGUUCGGUUCUAUUGCAGAGGCUAUAAAUACAUUUAAAAAAGUGUAUGUUGAUAAAACCGGAAAUGAUUUUGAAAAAAGAAAUCAAUUUGUGAAAAUGGCUGGUCGAAUGUAUCCAAUAGAUGUUCAAUAUGAAGAACACUCAUCUAUUUCAAAUCACUCAGAUUAUUCUUUAAAGUCUAAUUUAGAGCCAUCUGUGCAAAAUCUAAUUAAGUUAAUAUUUGAUGUGGACUCAAUGAAAAGCGCCUUGUUGGAGUUUCAUAUUGACUUGGAAAAAAUGCCAUUAGGUAAGCUUAGUUUACAGCAGGUUCAAUCUGCUUACACUGUCGCCGCAAAUAUUUUUGAUUUGAUAAAAUCAGGAUCCACAACCGCAAAACUAGUUGAUGCUUCAAAUAGAUUUUAUACAUUGAUUCCUCAUAAUUUUGGAGUGAAAUCGCCGCCAAUAAUUGAAACGAUAGAGCAGGUUGAAAGUUUGGUUCAUAUGCUUGAUUCUCUAGCGGAAAUAGAGGUUGCAUAUAGUUUUAUAAAGACCGAAGACUUAUCUGAUAAUAAACACCCUUUGGAUAAACAUUAUUCCCAAUUGAAGACUAAUCUAGAACCUCUAGACAAAAACAGUGAGGAAUUUUCUAUUCUCAAAGAUUAUGUAAAAAACACUCAUGCUUCCACACAUGCCUCCUACGUACUCGAAGUGGUGGACGUUUUUAAAGUGGCUCGUCAAGGAGAAGCUAGACGAUAUAAGCCUUUUAAAAAACUUCAUAACCGUAAACUACUAUGGCAUGGUUCUCGUUUAACAAACUUCGCCGGUAUUUUGUCACAUGGUUUAAAAAUUGCUCCACCAGAAGCACCGCCAACUGGCUAUAUGUUCGGGAAAGGGAUUUAUUUUGCUGAUAUGGUUUCUAAAUCGGCCAAUUAUUGUUGCACGAGUCAAAAAAAUUGUACAGGACUAAUGCUUCUCUCUGAAGUGGCUUUAGGUGAUAUGAUGGAACUAACUUCAGCCAAAUAUAUUACCAAACUACCAAAAAAUAAACACAGUUGCUUCGGACGCGGACGAACCAUGCCGAAUCCGAAGGAGAGUUUUAUAAGAAAAGAUGGCGUCGAAAUACCAAUUGGAAAAGCAGUUACCAAUGAAAAUUUAAAAUCGUCUUUAUUAUAUAAUGAAUACAUAGUAUACGAUAUUGCUCAAGUUAAUGUUCAGUAUUUAUUUCGAAUGGAGUUUAAGUAUAAAUAUUAAUGAAAAUGUAUAUUGUUUAAUGUAAUACACAUAAUUAUUUGUAAAAUUAAAAUUUUUAAAGGAAAGAUA